Molecule: messenger RNA, 1552 nt
Organism: Helianthus annuus (common sunflower)
Lineage: Eukaryota; Viridiplantae; Streptophyta; Magnoliopsida; Asterales; Asteraceae
Product: F-box/FBD/LRR-repeat protein At1g13570
Exons: 5
Coding region: 220-1416 (398 amino acids)
Molecular function (GO): protein binding
Source: RefSeq, a predicted model, not a curated record
GAAGUGAAGUGUUUGGUUUUUUUUUCAUCCACCAUUCGUUCUGUACCCAUCGAACCCUAGCUUCCGAUUCCCCAUCAACUCGCAUCAGUUUCAUAAUUCAUGGAUAUGUUAUCCGGGUCGAUUGUUUCGAGAUUCAUCUGAGAUGUAUGGAUAUGUUAUAUAGUGUUAUUCUGUGUCUCUAUUAAACCAAUUUUUUCGGCCGAACAGAAAUACGCUGAAAUGGAUAUGAUCAGCAAGCUUCCGCCAAACAUAAUAGAAACCAUCCUAUGUUUUUUACCGAUUCAAGAGGCGGCAAGAACAAGUAUCUUAUCUACGGAAUGGAGGUACCAUUGGACCAAAAUUCCUAAACUUGUGUUUAUCGAGGAGGCGUUUCAAGUAUCAACCGACGACGACGGUGAGUUGUCUGAUAUGGGUCAACCAUAUAUCCACCCGACUCAAAGGAAUGAGAUGAUCAAGAGGCGUAAACUGUUUGAUGCUAUACACCAAGUUUUGUCGAAGCAUGAGGAUCCGAUACAUGAGUUCACCCUUUCCAUGGUCACUGAUGGCUCCUCUGAGAUUGACCGUAUAUUGUUUCUUUUGGCCCAGAAAAAUACCGUCAGGAAGUUAACACUUGAGUUUAUCUCGGUGUAUAAGUUAUAUUCAAUUCUCUUCUUUUUUGAUCGGUUGAUAGACCUACGUCUCACUGGUUGUGAUCUUGACUAUGAACCGAUGUUUGAGGGAUUUCGUGACCUUGCAAGCUUAUAUUUGCAAGAAGUAAUGACUUCUCGAAAAGCACUUCUACAUAUCCUAUCCACUUGUCCGUUACUUAAGAGCGUGUAUCUGGAUAUGGAUCAUUUAGAUUUCGAUGAAAGUGAUGAUUCCACCGUUGUUAACCUAGUUGAGUGUUUACCAAUGGUUGAAAAUCUGUCUAUUGGAUUCGGGAUCAUCGAGUGUUUUACACAUGACGGAAUUCCACAAGAGCUUCCAAUCGCGUUAGUCCACCUCAAAUACUUAUGUAUAAAAGACAUAUGCUUCACUCACAAUUACGGGUUACCUUCUCUUUUUCUUUUGAUCAAAAGCUCUCCUAACUUGGAAAAACUCAAGUUAGAGAUUUUAGAUGAUUCAUGGGUUGAGAUAUCCGAGCGAAGAGACUCCUUUACACUUAAAGAGGAUUUAGCUAUACGGUUAGAGCAUCUAAAAGAGCUGGAGAUUGUAAAUAUGAUUUACCGGAAUGCUGAGUUGGAUUUUGUGAAAGUUAUUUUGGCAAAGUCUCCUAUGCUAAAGAAGGUGAAGAUAUUCCUCUACAAUGAGGUUGCGAAGGAUGAAGCGUUGCAUAUUUCAGGAAUUCUCAAACAGUCCCCACACGCAUCUUCGGUUGUGGAGUUUUUUGUUGAAAUUAUCGGGGGCUCGGGCUCACGCUCCCGAAAUGUAAUGUAAGAUGACAAGAAAAAGGAGGUUUUGUUUGUGGCUGUUAAUUGCAUCUACAGCUUUGUGAAUGUGUGUUUUGGUUUGAGAACAUUGAUGUGCACUUGACUUUAUGCUGGUUUCAAGUGAUUAUUGCUUCUUGUGGACA